Messenger RNA from Pyrus x bretschneideri (Chinese white pear), 3533 nucleotides. RefSeq names its product homeobox-leucine zipper protein MERISTEM L1. The coding region runs from base 814 to 3036 and encodes 740 amino acids. Gene Ontology annotation, biological process: regulation of DNA-templated transcription. NCBI's taxonomy places the organism in Eukaryota, Viridiplantae, Streptophyta, Magnoliopsida, Rosales, Rosaceae. The transcript has 12 exons. The record is from RefSeq and is a predicted model, not a curated record. Gene Ontology annotation, molecular function: lipid binding; DNA binding; DNA-binding transcription factor activity, RNA polymerase II-specific.
CUUCCCCCUUCCCCUCAAAGUCUCUCUCUCUCUCUCUCUCUCUCUCUCUCUCGUUUGCUAUUUCGAUUCUAUCUCCUCUUUUUUCUCGUCCGUUCUCUUUCUGUCUCUCCUUCAAUCUUCAUCACCGCAUUCUUCUUCUUAAAGCCACAACUCUUCCACUCCUACCCACCACGGUCUCGAAGGGAACAGACAGUUCUUUGUUCCCCCAAGGGUCAGCUUCUUUGACCUUCAAGUCCCCCUUUUUGUUUUCUACACAAAUCCUUCCGUUAUUUUUAGAGAGGGAGAGGGAGUACUGUGUGGUAUUGGGAAAACCGAGAUUUGGUUAAGUUGGGCGUGACAAUCUUAGUUUAGUGUGUUUGAAAACUCAUUAACUACUAGCCACAGUCAAUUAGCACGCAAGAGCAAAAAGGCUAAGGACUGUUUGAAGGGUCAGUCAUUUCUUUCCCUUUUUCUUACUUGUAAUAAUCCAGUCAAUUAGGGUUUUUGUCUCAGACACCGCCAGAGAAUCUAUUAAAAUUUUCAACCACAACAACCCACAAAGAGUCAAAACCCCCCACACAGAACACCACACCCAGAAACCACCUCUUACCUCUUCAGAGUCAAAGAGGAGAGAGAAAGAGAUGGAGGGUGUGUAGUCUAGGGUUUAUUUGGAGAGUGAGAUAUAUUUAUAUGGUAGUCGGACAAAAGCUUCCGGCAAGACAUAGAUGCACGAAAACUCUCGGCUAAUCUUCUCAGAUUGAAAUUAAGACAAGAGAGACAGGUAUUUAGCUAGAACAAGAGUCCUAAAUUCUAGGGAUUUGGAAGGCGAAAAAAAUGUUUCAGCCAAGCAUGUUCGAGAAUCACAUCCUAGAUCAUAUGACGACGAGCAGUACCCACAAAACCUCGGAUAGUACUGGCCGACUGCUGGACGAUGACUUCGAGACCAAAUCUGGCACCGAAACGACUAUGGACGCUCCUUCCGGUGACGAGCAAGAUCCCAACGCCACCGGCCCGCGCCCCAAAAGAAAACGUUACCAUCGUCACACCCAGCGCCAAAUUCAGGAGAUGGAAGCAUUCUUCAAGGACUGUCCUCACCCAGAUGACAAGCAAAGGAAGGAGCUGAGUCGUGAACUAGGGUUAGAGCCUUUGCAAGUCAAAUUCUGGUUCCAAAACAAGCGCACCCAAAUGAAGGCACAACAUGAACGCCAUGAGAAUUCAAUUUUGAAAUCUGAGAACGACAAGCUUCGUGCCGAGAACAAUAGGUACAAGGAAGCCCUUGCCAAUGCCACAUGCCCCAACUGUGGAGGACCAGCUGCGAUUGGGGAGAUGUCAUUUGAUGAGCAACAUUUGAGGAUUGAAAAUGCUCGUUUACAUGAAGAGAUUGAUAAGAUAUCUUCGAUUGCUGCCAAAUAUGUUGGGAAGCCUUUGACGAGCUCAUUUUCCUCUCACAUGUCAUCUCAUGUGCCUUCCGGCCGCUCCAUUGAUCUUGGGGUUGGCAGUUUUGGUACUCAGCCAGGCUUCGUAGGAGAAAUGUAUGGAUCAUCUAGUGAUCUUCUCAGGUCGGUUUCAGUGCCCACUGAGGCAGAUAAGCCGAUGAUCGUUGAGCUUGCCGUUGCAGCCAUGGAAGAACUAAUUAGAAUGGCCGAGGCUGGAGACCCUUUAUGGGUUCCUGGUGACCAUAACUCAAUUCACCAAGAGAUUUUAAACGAAGACGAGUACUUGAGGACAUUUCCGAGGGGGAUUGGCCCUAAACCAUUGGGCUUAAAGUCUGAGGCUUCAAGAGAAACAGCAUUGGUCAUCAUGAAUCAUGUUAACCUUGUUGAGAUUCUCAUGGAUGUGAAUCAAUGGUCUACCGUCUUUUGUGGUAUUGUCUCAAGAGCAAUGACCCUUGAUAUCCUAUCAACUGGAGUAGCUGGAAACUACAAUGGAGCCUUGCAAGUAAUGACUGCUGAAUUUCAAGUACCCUCACCACUCGUUCCAACCCGUGAGAAUUACUUUGUAAGGUACUGUAAGCAGAAUGUUGAUGGAACUUGGGCAGUCGUUGAUGUUUCUUUGGACAACCUACGCCCAAGUCCAGUUUCAAGAAGUCGAAGAAGGCCAUCCGGCUGCUUAAUACAAGAAUUGCAAAAUGGCUACUCCAAGGUUAUAUGGGUGGAACAUGUUGAAGCGGAUGAUAGUGCUGUUCACAACAUAUACAGACCACUAGUCAAUUCUGGUCUUGCCUUUGGAGCUAAGCGCUGGGUGGCUACACUUGAUAGACAGUGCCAACGUCUUGCGAGUUCCAUGGCCAGUAACAUUCCUGCUGGAGAUCUUUGUGUGAUAACUAGUACUGAAGGGAGGAAAAGUAUGUUGAAGCUGGCACAAAGAAUGGUGAUGAGUUUCUGUACCGGUGUUGGUGCUUCUACUGCACAUGCAUGGACUACAUUAUCAGCAACGGGUUCAGAUGAUGUAAGGGUCAUGACCCGAAAAAGUAUGGACGAUCCUGGCAGGCCUCCUGGGAUUGUUCUAAGUGCUGCAACUUCCUUCUGGAUUCCUGUUCCUCCCAAGAGAGUUUUCAAUUUCCUGCGGGAUGAAAACUCUCGUAGUGAGUGGGAUAUACUUUCAAAUGGUGGGCUAGUUCAAGAGAUGGCACACAUAGCUAAUGGUCGUGAUCCAGGCAACUGUGUCUCCCUACUUCGCGUAAAUAGUGCAAAUUCAAGCCAAAGCAAUAUGCUGAUACUUCAGGAAAGCUGCACUGAUUCAACCGGGUCAUAUGUGAUUUAUGCACCAGUUGAUAUCGUGGCCAUGAAUGUCGUGUUAAGUGGUGGAGACCCAGAUUAUGUAGCACUUCUGCCCUCAGGUUUUGCCAUCCUUCCAGAUGGACCUGCUGGGUCCGCAGGAGGAGGAGCCCUUGAUGUUGGCUCUGGUGGGUCUCUACUCACCGUAGCAUUUCAGAUCUUGGUUGAUUCAAUUCCUACUGCCAAACUAUCUCUGGGAUCUGUGGCUACUGUUAACAAUCUAAUUAAGUGCACGGUUGAGCGUAUUAGAGCCGCGGUUACAUGUGAACAAAAUCCAUGACAACUAAAAAGCCUAAAUACAUGUUGGAAAGAGGUAGAGGAAGAAAGCAAGAAUGGUGGGUUUACUUCGAAAUUGAGGGUUACAAAGGGGAAAAAAGUCAAGAGCGCACCUUAUAAUAUCCUUAUCUUGUGGUGUUUUGGUGAUAUUUAGGAAACCCUAAAGCAAAUCACCACCCCACAAGGGUAGUGGGUUCGGGUAUUGACUUCCCCUAAACAAAGAGGAAACUAUGCUCAAGACUUUGUUAAUUGUUAGCUAUCUAUGAAAAGUUUGGAAUAACUCUGUUCACCUUUAAUUACUGUUUGGGUCUAGGGAUUAGGGAUAGGGUUAUUAGGGCUAGGGUUCACCGCAGGGUGGUUUAUGCCUGUCUAAGCUUCUUUUCCCUACUCUUGUUUAUGUUUAAGAGAGGCGUUUAGUUGGAGUACUUUUGAGAUCACAUUAACAAUGCUUCCAGUUUCAACUGUUUGUAGCUUUCAAAGUAAUUUUUGUUUAUUUGGUAA